AUGGCAGACUACUCUGAGCCACCGUCCCACUUCUCUGCAAACGUGCAUGCAGCUGGAUCACACCUUGAGCGCACCCCCUCCACCGAGGCGGAUGACGGACGUGCAGAUUUGGAGAUCAAGCGUCCGCGAGCCUGCGAUCCGUGCCGCCAGUUGAAGGUCCGAUGUGACCCGGACCCGGCGCGCCCUGAUGGCGCUUGUAAGCGCUGUGCUAAGGCGCGACGCCAAUGCAUUGUCACUGCGCCAACUCGUAAGCGCCAGAAGAAGACGGAUAGUCGAGUCACAGAGCUGGAACGAAAAAUUGACGCUUUGACUGCCACCCUGCAAGCUGGGCAGCAUGGCCAACAUAACCCCAGUCCGUCCUUAGGAGCGCCCUCAAGUAGUCAGAGCUCAUCACGGCGAUGGCUCCAUGAAGUUCCCAAUGGAGCCGGCACUAAGCGACCUUAUGAGGAGAUCGAUACCUCCCAAUAUCCACCUAACCACCCUGAUAGUACACAGCAGAGUUCAAGUCAAACAGAUGCGAGGCACUGGCGUAGACCUCUUGCUGGCGGAUUCGCACCACCUUUCGCCAAGCCCACUGUCGAAGCUGACUAUGUUGAUGUCAUUGAUAGAGGCAUGAUCAGUCUUGAAGUCGCAAGCGCGUCUUUCGACCGGUAUGUCAAGGAUAUGGCAGAGGAGAUGCCGGUGGUCGUUUUCCCGCCAGGGACGACGAUGGACGACGUGCGCCGCGGGAAACCGGCUCUGUUUCUGUCAGUCAUUAGUGUAGCUGUUGGAAAGUUCGACAAAGAGAUUCAGAUGCCUCUCAUCACAGACUUCUUCCGCCUCGCUGCAGAGAGCAUAGUCGUCAAGGGCAACAAGUCCCUCGAGCUUGUUCAGGCCCUACUAGUGCAAGCAAUCUGGUACAUCCCCCCAGAUAAUCUGGAGGAACUCAAGUUUUACCAAAUCAUUCACAUGGCCAUUGCUGUCUCCAUGGAUUUGGGUCUGAAUCGCCUUUCGAACGGAGACAUUAAACCACUGGCUCGACUUCGGGAUAUUAUCGCAAAGAAACACUUUGGCCCAGCAGUCGACCUGGACGGACCCGAGGCGAGGCGUACAUGGCUAGGAUGCUAUUUCCUGGGCGUGCAGGUGUCAACAGCCUUGAGGCGAAUUCACCUUGUCCGAUGGCAACCGUACAUGGACGAAUGCAUCCAAAUUCUGGAAAACCACCCAGAUGCUCUACCCAGUGACCGCAGACUUGUUUGGUGGGCGAAAUUGGGGUGGAUCAUGGAGCAGGCUGGACUGCAGCUCCUCCCGGAGGACUCCAAAUCAAUAACUGCUUUUGCUGAUAGCAAGGUCCGAUACACGAUCAGAGCUUUUUCGAACCAACUAUCGCAGUACCGCAAAGACAUCCCGGAGGAAUUCUGGACAACUCCUCUUGCUCAUACAUAUUACGCAAUGGUACUUUUUGUUCAUGAAAGUGCGAUGGGGGUCGAUUGCAGAGACGAGUCCAACUCUACGAACGGGGAACUCCCCCCGGCGGCGAUAGCCCCUUACGUCGACGCACUCUCGUCAUGUAUUCACGCAAUCCACAAAACCUUGGAUACCAUCUCCAAUGUGGACGUGGAAAGAUUCACCAACCUGCCCACUCUGGCAGUUGCUCGCACUGCGUACCCGGUGGUUAGCUUGGUCAAGAUCUACUCCCUCAUUACCGCGCCGGGCUCACGCAUCAGCCAAAUCGUUGAUCAGGAUAGCCUCAAAGUACAGGAAUACCUGGAGAAAGUCAUCGACCAUUAUCGCGCCGCCGCUGCCCUGAACGCCGGUCGGGUCGCUGCCAAAUUUGGCAAUAUCCUCAUGAUGCUACGGAAUUGGUUUAUGAAAAAGAAGGAAAACGGCCCAGAGCUGCGAGAGAUCUUUGGUACGGAGACAAGAUCGGACACGCCCAGUGAUCGAGCUAGAAACACACCCUUGCAUGUUCUCAGCGAACUAGCCAUGGACUCAUCUCGCCCACCGGCAACCUCAUCCCCUCGUGGAAAGAAGGCUGUCUUCUCACCACCAAGGCUGAAUCAAGAACGGACGCAAAACCGCGGGGCAUCAUCUCACGCCCACACAAUGGGCAGUAUCACAUCUUCAAGAUCUGAACCCAGCCCCGCUCCAGCAAACCCUACCUGGCCCACCCCGUCUUUCUCCCCUCCGAUUCCCGGCUCACAUGACCCCAGUGUGACGGGGAGCAGGCCCCUUUAUCAACAAUUCCCCAACGCGGACUCCUCACCCGUAUACGGGAUGCAGUCCCAGGCACCGUCUAUGCACAACUCAUAUAUGGCCGCGCCGGGCAUGGGCAUGCCCAUCGGACAAUCGACAACAAUGGCCCCAGAAAUGCCCAUGGAUGGGGCCCUCAACACCGACAACCUGUUCGCAAUCGGCAACAUCAUUGAAGAAGGCCUGUUCUCGUUUCCAUUUGCAUUCGACGGAAACUUCCAAUUCUGA
Penicillium chermesinum is the source of this 2460-nucleotide messenger RNA. Its product is annotated as putative C6 transcription factor (War1). The transcript has 3 exons. The record is from RefSeq and is a predicted model, not a curated record. Gene Ontology annotation, molecular function: transcription cis-regulatory region binding; zinc ion binding; DNA-binding transcription factor activity, RNA polymerase II-specific. Gene Ontology annotation, cellular component: nucleus. Bases 1 to 2460 code for a protein of 819 amino acids. Gene Ontology annotation, biological process: regulation of DNA-templated transcription; DNA-templated transcription. Lineage: Eukaryota; Fungi; Ascomycota; Eurotiomycetes; Eurotiales; Aspergillaceae.